This is a messenger RNA of Anolis sagrei ordinatus, 1898 nucleotides long. It is a transcript of the gene DLK1, whose product is annotated as delta like non-canonical Notch ligand 1. Gene Ontology annotation, molecular function: Notch binding; calcium ion binding. The record is from RefSeq and is a predicted model, not a curated record. Lineage: Eukaryota; Metazoa; Chordata; Lepidosauria; Squamata; Anolidae.
CUUCCUUCCCUCCUCCUCCUCUAAUAGAAUGCGGGAGGUUCGGGAGGGCUUUGGUGGUCCCUGCUCUGCAGAAGAACGCGGAGAUUCAAGACACCCUCGGUGUUCUCUUGACCAGGAGAGGAAGGAGCCUUGGGAGGGGGGAAGACAAGGCAUCCCUCCCUCUUCCCUUUCUCCCCUCAGAUCCCGAAGGCGAGGCGAGAUCGACGCGCGAUCCAGAGCCUUGCGAGCAGACGGCAAGGCGAGCCGCAUUCUGUCGGGCUCCCGGGGAAAGAAAGAGCGCCGUCGGAUCCGCGCCUGCCUCGCCUGCCCUGGACUCGUGGAGCGGGGCAUGAGCCCCUUGCCCGCCCCCCGGCGAAGGGAUGCCUUUCUGGUGCGGGCUGUGCUUCCUCCUCGCUUGCCUCCCUCUCGCCCAAGGAACUGAUUGCAAACCUGGUUGCCAUCCAGUGAAUGGGUUUUGUGAAGUUCCAAAUGAAUGCAGAUGUCGAUCUGGUUGGCAAGGCCCUCUGUGUGAUCAAUGUAUCCCGUUCCCUGGUUGUUUGCAUGGGACCUGUGUCAAAGCAUGGCAGUGCAUGUGUGAAGAAGGGUGGAUUGGCAGCCACUGUGAUACAGAUGUUCACCCCUGUGCUUCGAAACCAUGUACAAAUAACUCAAGCACAUGCGUCGAGACAGGCAAUGGUGGCUACAUUUGUUUGUGUGCUGAAGGAUAUACAGGGAAAAGCUGCCAUGUGAAAAAGGGACCCUGCAUAGUUAAUGGUUCACCGUGUCAGCAUGGAGGAACCUGUGUGGAUGAUGAUGGGUCUGCACCUCAUGCUUCCUGCCUGUGCCUUCCUGGGUUUACUGGAAAUUUUUGUGAAAUUGAUAUUGAUGACUGUGAGCCAAACCCAUGUGAAAAUGGGGGCACAUGUACAGAUAUCGGCAGAGGCUUCCACUGCCAUUGCCCCAUAGGAUACAGUGGGGCUUUGUGCAGCAGCCAUGUGUCGGCCUGUGCUAGCAACCCCUGUCAAAAUGGUGGGAUUUGUCGUGUGCACCCCAGCAGAGGUUUUGAGUGUCGCUGCAAACCCCAUUUUGUUGGUGUUACCUGUGCUUCUGCUGACAGAAACAAAAGUCUGAAUGGGGAGGCUAGACAUAAGCUAAAUCAUCAUUCCCAUAUGAGAGUUCACCACAAACCUGUUCACACCCAAGAACGGGAAGUCUUGACCAUCAAAGAGACAAUUGAAAACCGUCAGCCUUUUCUCAAUAAGAACCAAGUAAUCUGUUUUAUGGUUCUGGGCUUGCUGACGUGUCUUGUUGUGCUAGGUACAACCGGGAUUAUCUUUUUUUCCAAAUUUGAAAGGUGGCUGGCCAAUGCCAAGUAUAGCCAACUAGUCCGCAAGGAGAGAGAUGGCUUUCUGAAAGCAAAUGAAGGUGAGAAUCUCUCAGUGAAGAUCAUCUUUCCAGAUCAAACUGAGGAAUGAAUAACAACUAUACUACCAUCCUAUCUUUCUAUUUCGGUCUUAUAGUUAGAGAUGAAUACAAGCUAGUCCUACAGAUGAAUGGCUUUUCAUUUGUACUUAUAACCAUAUUUGGCACCCAGUGACGAUAGAGAAGUGUGUUGUAUUUAUGUCACUCAGAGACAUUUUCAUACCCCAGACAGUUUUUUAAAAAAAUGUAAUGUGUAAACCUAUGAAGUUUUGGGGUGUAAAAUUGUAUUCACUUUCCUUGGAGUAUGUUCCACUGAAUCAUAGUUCUGAAAAGACGCAUACAAGAUUGCAACUUAUUUUGCUUUUAAUAAAAGAAAUCAGAUGGGCCUUUGUUAAUAAAACAACUGUUUUCAUUGUACUUUGUAGCAUGUGGCAAUUGUUAUACUUCUUGGUGAUUUUCAGUGCUUAUUUUUAAUAAACAGCAAUGGUUAAGGGCUA